AUGCAUACAUCCUGUGAAAGGGAAGCGCCCUCGCGGCAAAGGACCAGAAAAAAAGACCUUUGCAGCUGUCCUCCAUUUCGCUCCACCAACCCAACAAAGACGGAGUUUGGUGCCAUCAUCCGUGCUACCACUCAAAAUGACUGCGAUUUGCUGAGUGCAGCCACGCAGGCCAACCAGCGGCAAGGCACCAAUGAGUGCAUCACCCGACUCAACAGUACCAAUAACAAGAAUGGCCCGGUCCUCAUUAAAUAUAUUUGCGACUUUUAUCCAUCUAUUACCGAGAAAGAUGUUGAUAUUUUUCUAUUAUUAUUAUUUCUCUUUCUUUUUUUUCUCUUCAUUCUUUCAUUCUCUCUCUCUUUCAUUCUCUCUCUCUCUCUUUCAUUCUCUCUCUCUUUCUUUCAUUCUCUCUCUCUCUUUCUUUUCAUUCUCUCUCUCUCUCUUUCUUUCAUUCUCUCUCUCUCUUUCUUUCAUUCUCUCUCUCUUUCUGAAACGAAUCUAUUACAUAUCCUUUUUAACAGAUAUAUUUCUCUUUAA
Messenger RNA from Acanthosepion pharaonis, 534 nucleotides. The record is from the annotation of a GenBank genome assembly. NCBI's taxonomy places the organism in Eukaryota, Metazoa, Mollusca, Cephalopoda, Sepiida, Sepiidae.